This is a messenger RNA of Dioscorea cayenensis subsp. rotundata (Guinea yam), 873 nucleotides long. RefSeq names its product prostatic spermine-binding protein-like. Bases 109 to 624 code for a protein of 171 amino acids. The record is from RefSeq and is a predicted model, not a curated record. Lineage: Eukaryota; Viridiplantae; Streptophyta; Magnoliopsida; Dioscoreales; Dioscoreaceae. The transcript has 3 exons.
CCCUAGCCCCAAAACCCUUGCCUACCCAUUCGUCAAACAGAACCCUAAAAAGCUCUGCUUUGGGGCCCUUGCAGGAUAUACAUUGCUGGUGCUCUUGCUGGAGUGGAGAUGGCGACCCUAAUGAGGAAACGGAAUGGUGGAGCUGAGAGGGUUCUUCUUUCCAUGUUGGAGCUCUCACUGGUUGAUGCUGUUCUGGCUGCUGGGAAGUCUCUCCUCUGGAUUCUCUCUGUGGUUCAUGCUCUAUCACAUGAAGCAGAUGGUUCACUUAUAGUUGGUGAAAUAAGUAAAGGGAAGCCUGUAGCUCCGCGCGGAGAUGCCAAGGCCGAACAUGUCCCUGAGGACAAGGAUAGUGACUCUGAUGAUGAUGGUGAGGAGGAUGAUGAUGAUGAGCCAGAGGAUCAUGAUGAUGAAGGUGGAGAUGUCUCAGACGAUGAAGGACCUGACAGUGAGGGAGGUGAGGAUGAGGAUCCAGAAGUUAAUGGUGAAGGCGGGAGUGAUGAUGAUGACGAUGAUGAUGAUGACGACGAUGAUGAAGACGAUGAGGAUGAUGAUGAAGAUGAGGAUGAUGAUGAUGACGAUGAUGAGGAAGAUACCCCGCAGCCACCAGCCAAGAAGAGGAAAUGAGGCAAAAUAAAAGGUUCAUGGCAGUAGAUUUGCAUUUAUUUGUAGUUCAAUCUCAUUUGUGUUUUUAGAAGAGUUGAUAGCAAAUGUGGGUGUGUUUUAAUGUAGGAUGUUCUGAGCAUGGGAAGAGGAAAGCCCAGCAUUUGUACUAUUGACCUUUAACCAUCUUUUCUUUUUUCUUUUUAAUUGUUGUGAAUCAUAUUACACUGUUUUUUUCCAUUUGAUUCUAUUAAGCAGUUUCUCAUUUGCCUC